AUGGAAAAUUGUCCAGGCAUAAAGGACAACUGCACUUGUGCAGGAAUUCCCUAUGAGGACAGCCAGACUCUUUUGGUGACUGUUUACAGCAUCGUUUUUGCCAUUGGCCUUCCAGCAAACUGCUUGACUUCCCUGCUCACAUUCGUACAAAUCCAAAGGCAUCGAGUCAUCGCCAUCUACAUUUUCGCCUUAUCACUGUGUGAGCUGAUGUACUUGGGCACUUUGCCUCUCUGGAUUGUCUAUGUGAGAAACAAGCACAACUGGACCAUGGAUGAAAAGCUUUGCAAGGUAACAGGAUUCGUCUUCUUCUGCAACAUCUACUUCAGCAUUCUGCUCCUGUGCUGCAUUUCUAUGGAUCGUUACGUGGCCCUGGUGUACCCCCUGGAAUGCAGGGGGAGAAGAGGACAGAAAAAAGCCAUCCUAAUAGUGUGUUGCCUCUUUGCUGUGGUGUCAGCAAGCCACAUUCCAGUGUUUUACAUAGAAGAAAAGUGUGGGAACGUGACAACCUGCUUUGAGACUGUGCCCCUUAACAAAACACUGGCUUCACUCAGCUUUGCUAGGUUCCUGAUUGGAUUUGCCAUACCCUUUGCAAUCCUCAUUUUCACAAACUACAAGAUUUUCCAAAUCACAAAAACCAGCAGCAGCUUCACCCAUCGCCAGAAAGCCAAAGUGAAGUACUUGGCUAUUGCCAUCAUUGUCAUCUUCUUGAUCUGCUUUGCUCCCUACCACGUGGUGCUCAUAAUCAGAGCCAUCUACUAUCUCUUGAAUCAGGACUGCCCGUGCCCAUUUGAGAAGAAAAUCUAUUCUAUUUUCACAGUGUUCCUGUGUUUGGGCACUGCAAAUGGUGUCGCUGAUCCAAUCAUCUAUGUGCUAGUGAGCGAAAAUGUCAGGAGAGAUUGGUACAGGAGCAUGAGGAGCUGGAGAAUGAACUCAUCCAAGCUGAAUUCAUCCAUUGACAAGACUGAGAGCAGAAAACUGAAAAUGGCAAAGGAAUCACAGGAGAGAGAGCUAAGAGAAGAAAAGAAAGGCACAACAGAUUCAUCCAACCUUCCAAAGACAUGUAAGAGUGGCAGAGCCCAAGAAGGCAGCAGCUAG
Acanthisitta chloris (rifleman) is the source of this 1095-nucleotide messenger RNA. It is a transcript of the gene GPR132, whose product is annotated as G protein-coupled receptor 132. Gene Ontology annotation, molecular function: G protein-coupled receptor activity. NCBI's taxonomy places the organism in Eukaryota, Metazoa, Chordata, Aves, Passeriformes, Acanthisittidae. The coding region runs from base 1 to 1095 and encodes 364 amino acids. Gene Ontology annotation, biological process: G protein-coupled receptor signaling pathway; negative regulation of G2/M transition of mitotic cell cycle; G1/S transition of mitotic cell cycle. Gene Ontology annotation, cellular component: membrane. The record is from RefSeq and is a predicted model, not a curated record. The transcript has a single exon.